Messenger RNA from Synchytrium microbalum, 2184 nucleotides. RefSeq names its product NAD+ synthase (glutamine-hydrolysing) (gene QNS1). Gene Ontology annotation, molecular function: ATP binding; glutaminase activity; NAD+ synthase (glutamine-hydrolyzing) activity. Gene Ontology annotation, cellular component: cytoplasm. Gene Ontology annotation, biological process: NAD+ biosynthetic process. The record is from RefSeq and is a predicted model, not a curated record. The transcript has 18 exons. Bases 1 to 2184 code for a protein of 727 amino acids. NCBI's taxonomy places the organism in Eukaryota, Fungi, Chytridiomycota, Chytridiomycetes, Synchytriales, Synchytriaceae.
AUGGGCCAUUUAAUUACACUGGCUACAUGUGCCUUGAAUCAAUGGGCUCUCGACUUUCAAGGCAACAUGGAACGCAUUCUGGAAAGCAUUCGUAUUGCUAAAGAACGUGGUGCUACAUAUCGACUCGGCCCAGAACUAGAAAUACCUGGAUAUGGAUGUAACGAUCACUUUCAUGAAGGUGACACAUAUCUUCACUCUUGGGAAGUUCUCGCUCAAUUGCUAGUACAUCCUACAUGUCAAGACAUUCUAUGUGAUAUCGGCAUGUACGUAUCUGAUAUUCAUCAUAGCAGUAUAACAAAUAAUACGAUCUCUUAUCAAGAUAAUAUCGCUAGGCCAGUGGUGCAUAAAAGCGUCAAGUACAAUUGUCGAGUAUUCAUUCUCAACAAGAAGAUUCUCUUAAUUCGGCCCAAAAUGUUUAUGGCCAAUGAUGGAAACUAUCGUGAAAUGAGAUGGUUUACUCCUUGGGCAAAAUCAAAGUUUGUUGAAGAUCAUUACUUGCCUAGAAUGGUUGAAGAAGUUACUGGUCAGACAACUGUCCCAUUUGGUGAUGGUGUUGUUGCUACUAAAGAUACCGUCGUCGGAACCGAAUUAUGUGAAGAGUUGUUUACUCCAAACAGCCCUCACAUUCACAUGUCUUUGGAUGGUGUUGAAAUCUUUGGAAAUGGAAGUGGAAGUCAUCACGAAUUCCAAAAACUUCAUACUCGCGUUGAUUUGAUUAAAGAAGCUAUGCUCAAGUCAGGAGGAAUCUACUUGUAUGCAAACCAACAAGGAUGUGAUGGGGAGCGAGUGUACUAUGAUGGUUGUGCUUUGAUAUGUGUCAAUGGCAACGUUGUAGCUCAAGGAUCGCAAUUCUCCCUUUCUGACGUGGAAGUGAUUUCCGCAACGGUUGAUAUUGAAGAUGUUCGAUCUAUGCGUGGAUCCAUCGUGAGUCGUGGAAUGCAAGCUUCAAGAGCUGAACCAUUCCCACGAGUCAGGGCUCCAAUCACACUUUCAGUCAGUGCUUUCCAUACUGAUAUCAGACCGAAUGAUCCAAUGGAAGUCCGUUAUAGUACUCCAGAAGAAGAAAUAGCUUUGGGUCCAGCAUGUUGGUUGUGGGACUACCUUCGUCGCUCAAAAUCUGGUGGAUUCUUUCUACCUUUGAGUGGUGGAAUAGACAGUUGUGCUACAGCUUUGAUUGUGUAUUCUAUGUGUCGGAUGGUCUGUGAGGCAGUACAGAAUGGAGAUAAACAAGUUUUAGCCGAUGCUCGUCGUAUGGCUGGCACUGAAACAUACACCCCAACCGAUCCAACUGAGUUUUGCAAGCGUAUAUUCCACACGUGUUAUAUGGGAACAAGUAAUUCUAGUAAUGAUACACGAUCAAGAGCCAAGUUGUUAUCAGACCGGAUCGGAAGCUACCAUGUGGAUCUGAAUAUGGACACAGUUGUUGCUGCCGUAAUGGCUUUGUUUACGCUCGUCACUGGUGCUGCUCCUAAAUUUAAAGUCUAUGGGGGCACAGAACGUGAAAACUUAGCACUUCAAAACGUGCAGGCACGUUUACGAAUGGUCCUUGCGUACCUGUUUGCUCAACUAUUGUUAUGGGUUCGUGGGCUGCCUGGAUCAUUACUAGUACUUGGUAGUGCUAACGUUGAUGAGACCCUUCGUGGAUACCUGACAAAGUACGAUUGUUCAAGUGCUGAUAUCAAUCCGAUUGGAGGAAUCAGUAAGACAGAUUUGCGGAAAUUCAUUCUGUACUCUCGUGAUGAGUAUAAACUGGAGAUCCUUGACUCCUUUUUGGAUGCACCAGCUACUGCUGAAUUAGAACCUAUAACAGCAAACUACGUUCAGGAAGAUGAGGUUGAUAUGGGAAUGACAUACAAGGAACUCUCCGUGUAUGGAACUCUGAGGAAAGUUGCAAGAUGUGGGCCAUUCAGCAUGUUCACCAAGUUGUUACAGCAAUGGGGACCAACAUUGAGUCCAGCAGAGAUCGCAGCCAAGGUCAAACGGUUCUUCUUCUUCUAUUCCAUCAAUCGACACAAGUCUACUGUAUUGCCACCAUCCUAUCACAUGUCUCCAUACUCGCCUGAUGACAAUCGGUUUGAUAUGAGACCCUUCUUGUAUAAUGCUGGUUGGGGAUGGCAGUUUGGAAAGAUUGAUGAAGCUGUCAAGACGAUAUCUUCUGGAAGUAGAAGUCAGGCUACUCUUUGA